Molecule: messenger RNA, 2094 nt
Organism: Colletotrichum truncatum
Lineage: Eukaryota; Fungi; Ascomycota; Sordariomycetes; Glomerellales; Glomerellaceae
Product: vacuolar dynamin-like gtpase
Cellular component (GO): microtubule; membrane; cytoplasm
Molecular function (GO): GTPase activity; microtubule binding; GTP binding
Source: RefSeq, a predicted model, not a curated record
AUGAGCGGCCCUCAGACCCUCGCCACUCCAGGCGGUAUUUCUGAUCCUGCCUUGAUCACGCUUGUGAACAAGCUCCAGGAUGUCUUCACAACAGUCGGUGUCACCAACCCCAUCGAUCUGCCCCAAAUAGUCGUCGUUGGUAGUCAGUCCAGCGGAAAGAGUUCAGUGUUGGAGAACAUUGUAGGAAGAGACUUCUUGCCUCGAGGCUCGGGCAUCGUCACCCGUCGACCCCUUGUACUCCAGCUCAUCAACCGCCCCGCAACCUCGCAAUCCAACGGCGUUGAGGAGCUUGCAGACAGCACCGACAAAGCCGCUAACGCUGACGAAUGGGGCGAGUUCCUGCACAUCCCCGGCCAGAAGUUCUACGACUUCAACAAGAUCCGUGAUGAGAUUAGCAGAGAAACCGAGGCCAAGGUCGGCCGCAACGCCGGCAUUUCUCCAGCCCCGAUCAACCUCCGAGUCUACUCCCCCAACGUCCUUACCCUGACCCUUGUUGAUUUGCCUGGUCUUACCCGAGUGCCUGUCGGAGACCAGCCACGAGACAUCGAACGCCAGAUUCGCGACAUGAUCCUCAAGUUCAUCUCCAAGUCCAACGCCAUUAUCCUCGCCGUCACCGCCGCCAACAUCGAUUUGGCCAACUCCGACGGUCUCAAGCUCGCCCGCGAGGUCGACCCCGAGGGUCAAAGGACAAUUGGUGUCCUCACCAAGGUGGACCUUAUGGACGAGGGUACGGACGUUGUGGAUAUUCUGGCGGGCCGCAUCAUUCCUCUGCGGCUUGGUUAUGUUCCCGUGGUCAACCGUGGACAGCGCGAUAUUGACAACAAGAAGCCCAUUACGGCCGCUUUGGAGAACGAGAAGAACUUCUUUGAGAACCACAAGGCAUACCGAAACAAGAGCUCCUACUGUGGUACUCCCUACCUGGCUAGGAAACUUAACCUUAUUCUUAUGAUGCACAUUAAGCAGACGCUGCCCGACAUCAAGGCUCGCAUUUCUAGCUCUCUGCAGAAGUACGCUGCCGAGUUGGAGAGUCUGGGCCCAAGCAUGCUUGGCAACAGCGCAAACAUUGUGCUCAACAUCAUUACCGAGUUUACCAACGAGUGGCGGACGGUUCUGGACGGUAACAACACGGAGCUUUCCAGCACAGAACUGUCAGGAGGUGCUAGAAUUAGCUUCGUUUUCCACGAGCUGUAUUCCAAUGGUGUCAAGGCUGUGGACCCCUUCGAUGUCGUCAAGGAUGUUGACAUUCGCACUAUUCUCUACAACUCGUCUGGUUCCUCCCCUGCUCUGUUCGUCGGCACCACUGCCUUCGAAUUGAUCGUAAAGCAGCAAAUCAAGCGCCUGGAGGACCCUAGCUUGAAGUGUGUCUCUCUGGUCUACGACGAAUUGGUGCGCAUCCUCUCGCAGCUUCUUGGAAAGCAGCUCUACCGCAGAUAUCCUCAGCUCAAGGAGAAGGUUCACGCUGUUGUCAUCAACUUCUUCAAGAAGGCCAUGGACCCCACCAACAAGCUGGUCAAGGACCUCGUGGCGAUGGAGGCAUGCUACGUCAACACUGGCCACCCCGACUUCCUGAACGGUCACCGUGCAAUGGCCAUUGUCAAUGAGCGCUACAACCCAUCUAAGCCUGUUCAGGUCGAUCCCAAGACGGGCAAGCCUCUUCCUGGAGGUACACCUAGAGCGUCUAGCCCGGUCGUGCCGGAAGAUGCCUCGAACUCGGGCUUCUUUGGCAGCUUCUUUGCUGCGAAGAACAAGAAGAAGGCCGCUGCCAUGGAGGCUCCUCCGCCAACUCUCAAGGCUUCUGGAACACUUUCCGAGCGGGAGAACAUUGAGGUCGAGGUCAUUAAGCUGCUCAUCUCAUCUUACUACAACAUUGUGAAGCGAACCAUGAUCGACAUGGUUCCCAAGGCUAUCAUGCUCAACCUGGUCCAAUUCACCAAGGACGAGAUGCAAAAAGAGCUCUUGGAGAACAUGUAUCGCAGCGAUACUCUGGAUGACUUGCUCAAGGAGAGCGACUUCACCAUCCGUAGGAGAAAGGAGUGCCAGCAAAUGGUCGAGUCUCUCGGCAAGGCCAGCGAGAUUGUCAGCCAGGUGCAGUAA